Pleurotus ostreatus (oyster mushroom) is the source of this 1377-nucleotide messenger RNA. RefSeq lists its product as uncharacterized. The transcript has 2 exons. Gene Ontology annotation, molecular function: oxidoreductase activity, acting on the CH-OH group of donors, NAD or NADP as acceptor; NAD binding. NCBI's taxonomy places the organism in Eukaryota, Fungi, Basidiomycota, Agaricomycetes, Agaricales, Pleurotaceae. The coding region runs from base 1 to 1377 and encodes 458 amino acids. The record is from RefSeq and is a predicted model, not a curated record.
AUGUCCACACCAAUCUCCAUCCCGGGCAAACACAACCUAGCCGUAUCCAUAUCCCCGACCACUACCACCAUCCAUGACAGAUUUCAAACCCGGAAGACUGGUGCAGUCGGUCCAAGGACACUCCAUUCCGUAGACAAUGGCGAUUUCCGUCUCCUUCUCCUCGAGAACAUCAGUAUGGAGGCCGUGAACGCUUUCCGAGAGAGGGGGUUCCAUGUAGACCACCACGCAAAAGCCAUGUCAGAGGAUGAGCUAUGCGAAAAGAUUCCUCACUACCAUGGAAUAGGCAUUCGAAGCAAAACAAGAAUAACAGAGAAGGUCAUCAGGGCUGCGACGAAGCUCGUAGUGAUAGGGUGUUUCUGUAUAGGCACCAACCAGGUCGAUCUAUCAGCCUCUGCGCGAGCUGGUAUCCCCGUUUUCAACUCACCAUUCUCCAACUCUCGCUCGGUGGCAGAACUCGUGAUGUCGGAGCUCGUUGCGCUGUCACGCCAACUCUUCGAGCGCUCCUACGAGCUCCGUCAAGGGAUCUGGAAUAAGCAAUCGAAAGGUUGCUGGGAGAUUCGUGGCAAAACAUUGGGUAUUGUGGGAUAUGGUCACAUCGGUUCACAAUUGUCCGUCCUCGCGGAGGCAUUUGGGCUGCGGGUCCUCUUCUACGAUGUCGUCAACAUCAUGCCAUUGGGCUCUGCGCGCCAAGUCGAGUCGCUCAGCGCCUUGCUCAGGGAAUCUGAUUUCGUCACACUCCACGUCCCAGAGUUACCGGAAACCAUGAACAUGAUGUCGACGGAUCAAUUCGCCGAAAUGAAGUCUGGGUCAUACUUGAUUAAUAACGCUCGUGGCACGGUUGUGGACAUACCUGCCCUAGUCGAGGCUCUCAAGAGCAAACACCUGGCAGGCGCUGCCAUCGAUGUAUUCCCAGCCGAACCCGGUUCCAAUGGCGCACCAUUCGACGAUCAACUCAAUCCUUGGGCUUCUGAACUCCGCGCUCUCCCCAAUGUCAUACUCACACCCCACAUCGGCGGCUCGACAGAAGAAGCACAGAGGAUGAUUGGGGAAGAGGUUUCUUCUGCUCUCAGCCGUUACCUUGGGUUUGGCACGACGCUUGGUGCUGUCAAUUUCCCAGAGGUUGACCUACGUGCGAUCACGACCGAGCAAAGCAACUCUAUCCGCGUCUGCCACGUACACAAGAACCAGCCCGGUGUGCUCAAGCUUGUCAACGAAGCUCUUUCGCCAUAUAAUGUGGAGAAGCAAUACUCCGAUUCGAAAGGCGAUAUCGCGUACCUCAUGGCUGAUAUUGCGGACGUCAGCCUGAACGAUGUGAAGCGGCUUAGGGAGACCAUAGAUAGGACGGAAGCUAAUAUUCUUACUCGCUUCUUAGCCUAA